AUGGGCGGCCGCAGCCGCCGGGGAAGGAAGGGGCCAUGGCACGGCCACGAAGCGGCCAGGCAGGGGCAACGAAGACGGCGAGCGGCGCGUGCUGGGCGUCGACCCGACCUGUGUGGGCGAGGCGCCCGGGCGGUGGCUGCUACGACCGACGACGGGCAGGGCUGGCGGGGGCGGACGGCGCCGAGCAGUAGUGGGGCCACCGCGGGAUGGAAACGGGGCGGCGGUGCGAGGAGUAGACGAGCGCAGGUGAAGGUGGCCGCGGACGACUGUGGCGGGGCGGCGGGGCUCGCGCAGGCGCAGGGGUGGCGCAAGCCGACGGGCGCGCACGGCGGGGCGACCGGUGGGGUGCAUCCGCCGCCGCCGGAACCACGUCGCCAUGCCCCACCGUCGUCGCCGUUGCCUCCUCAUCCCCGCCGUCUAGCUCCGUGGCCGGAUCGACCAAGGCCGCCCCGACACCGCGCCUCGACCCCGUCGCCGCUCGACACCGACCGCCGCCCGACGCUACCUCGCCGCAGCCCAGAGCUCCUUCGCCUCGUCCGUCGCCCCGUCCUCGUCUCCCCAUUGACGGCUCCACCGAGCCACGCCUACCCCCUGCCCGCCAACGCCGGUGAGGGCCUCGCCCUCCCCUCUCCCACAGUCCCGCACGCGCCCCGGCACUGUCAUUCGCCGUGCCAACACGUGCUCGCCGCGCCUUCGACCGCGCCCAGCGACCCUCGUCCCGUGCGGCUCUCUGGACCUCGCCGCACAUGCUCCCUGCGAGCCCCCGCCCGCGGCACUGCACCCCCAUCGUGCGCGCCAGCAACCGCCCGCGCAUGGUCGUGCCUGCCCGACCGCGCUCCGCGCCGCACCGACCUCGUAUGGGGCUCCCCUGCUCGCGGUUGUUUGCACCUCGCCGUGCCGAACCCCCUCCCCCCACGGUGGCCUGGCCGCGCCCGCGCCAUGGCGCUGCUUGGCCGCCCCGCUGCCUGCUGCGGUGCUGCUGCCUCCGCCCGUUUCCGGUGGCCGCUACCUCCCUGUCCGCCCCUGCCUUGCUCCCUCCCCGUGAGCGCGGCUCGCGCGCCCACCCAUGGCCUCGUCAGGGUACCGUGCCCCUUCCCCGCGUGCCCAGCCGUGGCGCUGGCCGACCUGUGCCACUGA
Messenger RNA from Aegilops tauschii subsp. strangulata, 1137 nucleotides. The record is from RefSeq and is a predicted model, not a curated record. Lineage: Eukaryota; Viridiplantae; Streptophyta; Magnoliopsida; Poales; Poaceae.